AUGGCCAGUUUUCCAUACGAUGACGAGGUCGUGUUCCUCGACUCAUCCUUUUUGAAGAAAUAUGAUUUGACUUCUCUCCCUUCACCAAGCGCAGUAUUCAUCUAUAUGGAGCUGAUAGACGGCGUUACUCUUGAGAAGAGCUGGGAAGGCUUAGAAGAGGAAGACAGGCUGGCUAUAUGCGAACAGUUACGGCGCAUGAUAAAUGCAUUGCGCAGUCUCGAGUGUGAUUCUAACGUCGCUUUUAUUGGUCACGUCGGUCGGCAACCACUGCUCGAUGUUAUCUUCGAAAGCAGCUGCUCCCCAACCGCUGGGCCGUUUUCAAGCGUCUCUGAGUUUCACGACUGGUUCACUUUUUCAUACGGGCCGCGAAAACACGAUCGAAACCAGCCACCACACCCGAAUCGGCAAUUCCUCCCAGAUGAAGUGCCAAUUGUUUUCACACACGCUGAUUUACACCCCAGCAAUAUCAUCAUUUCACCAGGAAUACAUCCUCAAGUUAUUUCUAUCAUAGACUGGCACCAAUCUGGAUGGUACCCUGCUUACUGGGAGUACUGCAAGGCUCGUUGGACCUCGCAUAUUGGGAAAGAAUGGGAGGCGACAUAUCUGCCUCUUUUCGUGGAUCGCCACGACUGCUACAACUACUGGGAUAGCUUUGUUCUAGCUCGUGGGGUGUGA
Messenger RNA from Parastagonospora nodorum SN15, 675 nucleotides. RefSeq lists its product as hypothetical. Lineage: Eukaryota; Fungi; Ascomycota; Dothideomycetes; Pleosporales; Phaeosphaeriaceae. Bases 1 to 675 code for a protein of 224 amino acids. The transcript is spliced from 3 exons. The record is from RefSeq and is a predicted model, not a curated record.